GGGUUUGUUUGUUGAUCCAGAAAAGACCAAGCCUUUGUCGGCCCCAUUGUUUUAGGCAGCGUGGGACACGACCACGUUUUAUCUGGAUGAGGUAUUGACCAUGCGAGUCAAGAUUGUCCCUGCAGAAAGCAGUUGAAGAAAACAUAGUGGGGAAUUGUUUGGAGCCACAGACCUCCACCUGCUCCUCCUCCACCGUGCCAAACCCAUCCAAAAGCAGACAAAGAGCUGGCCCCCCGGAGCCAUCUCUGCUCUUCAGGACUGUUUUGAGCACACUGACUGGGACAUGUUCAGGAAGGCUGCAACCUACGGUGACUUUACCAACCUGAAGGAGUACACAACAUCGGUCAUUGGCUACAUCAGUAAGUGCAUCGAUGACGUCAAUGUCUCCAAGAACAUCACCACACGCUCCAACCAGAUGCCCUGGAUGACUACGGAGGUGCGCACGCUGCUGAGAACCCGUGACACUGCCUUCAAAUCAGGUGACAAGGCUGCCCUGAGAACAACAAGGGCCAACCUGUCCAGUGCCAUCAGAGCAGCGAAGCGUGCCCACGCCCAGAACCUACUCAGCCACUUCAAAGACACUAGGGAUGUUCGGUGCAUGUGGCAGGGCAUCCAGGCCAUCACCAACUACAGGGCAUCUCCACCUGCCUGUGAUGAUGAGGCCUCCCUUCCAGACGUGCUGAAUAACUUCUACGCACAGUUUGAAGCCCAAAACAUCAUGGCAGUGAGGAAGUCCAUCCCACCUCCCAACGAUCAGGUGCUCUGUCUGACCGUGGCUGAUGUGAGGAAAACUCUGCUUAGAGUCAACCCAUGGAAAGCUGCUGGUCCAGACAACAUCCCUGGUUGUGUGCUCAGAGGAUGUGCAGAACAACUGGCAGAUGUUCUCACAAACAUCUUCAACAUCUCUCUGAGCACCACAGUCAUCAUCCCCGUGCCAAAGAAGUCUUCAGUGUCAUGCCUCAAUGACUAUCGUCCCGUAGCAGUCACGCCCAUCAUCAUGAAGUGCUUCGAGAGGCUCGUCAUGAGGCACAUCAAGUCCCUACUGCCACCCUCACUAGUCCCCUUGCAGUUUGCAUACCAUCCCAACCACUCCACGGACGAUGCCAUCACCACCGCCCUUCAUCUGGCCCUCACCCAUCUGGACAAAAAGGACACUAAUGUGAGAAUGCUGUUCAUAGACUUCAGUUCAGCAUUCAACACCAUCGCUCCUCAGCAUCUGAUCGGGAAGCUGAGACUGCUGGGCUUAAACACCUCUCUCUGUUAAUGGGUCCUGGACUUCCUGACUGGGAGACCUCAGUCAGACAGGAUCGGGAGCAACAUCUCCAGCACCACCACGCUGAACACAGGAGCCCCCCAGGGCUGUGUGAUCAGCCCUUGAUUUUUCACGCUGCUGACCCACGACUGUGCAGCAAUGACACAACUGUGGUGGGUUUGAUCAGCGGGAAAGAUGAGGCAGCAUACAGAGAGGAGGUGCAACAGCUGACGGACUGAUGCAGAGCCAACAAUCUUUCCCUGAAUGUGGACAAAACAAAGGAGGUAGUUGUCCACUUCAGGAGGGCACAACGAGCCCACUCCCAGUUUGGCAUCGCAAUAAAGGGACAUGCUUGUCCUAUAUAUGGGCUGUCUCCCAACAAUUUGUAGUCCCCCAUCUUUUCUUGCCAGUCCAAAUAAAAAUGAGAGGCCCUCAGCAUUCUUCCAGGUGGACCCACAAAAAUGUCCAUGAAAUGCCCUCUCACACCACAAAUCCCCUGGAGCAUAACAGAGUAAUAUGACUUCCUGUUCAUAUAGUCACCUCCUCUGAUCUUUGGCCUCUGGAUUCUUAUGUGACACCCAUCAGUGGCUCCAGUAAUUCCAUUGAUGCCACACAGCCUGUGGAAAGUGGCCGAUAACGCUUUCUUCUCGCAGGAAGUUGGCCAGGAGAUAAAGAGGGGCUCAAGAGUAUGGAAUAGCUGAAGGGCUUCAGUCACAGCUUUGCCAUUGACUGUGAAAUAUUAAACUUGUCAAAAGUCUCUCUGAAACUGUUCUGGUUUGCCAUGUACCACAAGAACAUCAAGACCUUCUGUCUUACAGGAACAGGUGGAAGCCCUCUGGUCGGUUCCUCUGUUAGCCCCUGUUACUGUAGCUUCAGUAGAAGAUAGUCACACUGACUUUUGGUCACUCUCAGAUGGCGAAAAAAUGUGUUGUCGGCCAUGCUCAUCAUUCAUUCCCAUUCUAUGCCCAUCUUCACAACCACCACCUCUUCACAACCUCUUGGUCACUCUCAAAUGACCGAUUUCCGUAAACGUUAAAACCGUGGCGAUCAACCGUCACCAUAGAAUUUCGCACAAUAUGUCUUCAAAAAUAAGUAUCAACAGUUAUUCCAAGUUGGGACCUUUCUUAGUAUUACACAAAUGUACUUCAAAUUUAAAAAGCGUUACAGAUGAGUGAAGGUUCGUUUCUUUCUUGCUGGUUAUAUCACAAUGGCUCUAAAUUGUGGCCAGAAUCAUACAAAAUUUGCUUAGUCCUCUCUUUUUUGUGGUGGUACACAAUGUAACCUUUUUCUCCGUUCUUUCUCUUCGGUUUGGUUUUUUAUGGCAAGUACUCUUUCCAUGAGUUUUUUGUGCUCAGACAACAGCAACAACAGCACAUUCAUAGAGGCAGCCAUGUUUGUUCUGAGUUGUGGUAGCUCAAAUGGGAGAUUGUCGGACGUGACGUCACUCAACUUGGAAUUUCCGAGUUCCGAGAGAAAAACAAAUGCACCAUUAGUCUGCAUUCAAGUCUGUUUCCCCAGUCCAGUCAUUGAUGUUGUGUUGAGUUCUAUCCCCGCUCCCUGCUCACUCUUCCUGCACACAGUUACGACCAUAUCAUGACCGUAAACAAUAUGGUAACUUUUGUUCGGGGUCAUUUGGAUAUUUUCUGUUGUCAUUAUGAUGUAAAAAAAGGCAAACACAAUUGUUUGAUAAUAAAUGGCUUCACCCAACCACUAACCACGAGUGACAGAGAGGUUAUUGUGUUAUCAUUCAUAUUCUCUGAAAAAUGGCCAAAACAUCACAAAUUCUGCCAGGGUAUGUAAACUUUUGAGCACAACUGUAGAUGAAUGACGAUUCUUGAUGCAGUGCCUCCUGAGGGAUCGGAGAUCAUGGUUAUUGUUCAGUUUAGGCUUGCGCCCUUGUCCCUUAUGCACUGAAAUUCCUCCAGAUUCCUUGAAUCGUUUAAUUAUAUUAUGCACUGUUGAAGGUGAA
This is a messenger RNA of Brienomyrus brachyistius, 3221 nucleotides long. RefSeq lists its product as uncharacterized. The transcript has 2 exons. The record is from RefSeq and is a predicted model, not a curated record. NCBI's taxonomy places the organism in Eukaryota, Metazoa, Chordata, Actinopteri, Osteoglossiformes, Mormyridae. The coding region runs from base 284 to 1264 and encodes 326 amino acids.